UCAAGCGAAAGACGGAGGUGAGAUUAUCGGGGAUUCUCAGCAGCAGCGGUCCUGUUAGUAUUAAGGGAAAUAAUCACAAUGGGCAGCACCGAUUCAAAACUGAACUUCAGGAAAGCGGUGAUUCAGCUGACAACAAAAACACAGCCAGUUGAAGCCACAGACGAUGCCUUCUGGGACCAGUUCUGGGCAGACACCACCACCACGGUCCAGGAUGUUUUUGCACUGGUGCCAGCUGCAGAGAUAAGAGCUGUUCGAGAGGAGUCCCCCUCAAAUUUAGCAACCCUCUGCUAUAAGGCCGUGGAGAAGCUGGUGCAGGGUGCAGAGUCUGGCUGCCCCACAGAGAGGGAGAAGCAGGUGAUCCUGAACUGCACUUGCAUCCUGACCCGCAUCCUUCCCUACAUCUUUGAGGACCAGGACUGGAGAGGAUUCUUCUGGUCGACGGUGCCUGGCGCUGGGCGGGCUGGGACAGAUGAGCUGGAUGAUGAUGACGGAGCUCGACCACUGGCCGAGUCGCUGCUCCUGGCUAUCGCUGACCUGCUCUUCUGCCCUGACUUCACUGUGCACAGCCACAAGCGAGGCCCUGACUCUGUAGAGAACAUGCAGUCUAUAGACAGCUGUGAAUACAUAUGGGAGGCAGGGGUGGGCUUUGCACAGUCCCCUCCACUCAACUACAUCCAUGACCUGAAUAGGACCGAGUUGCUGAGAUUGUUACUAACCUGCUUCUCUGAGGCCAUGUACUUGCCUCCAUCAUCAGACAACAGUGUCCUCAACCCUUGGGUGACUUUCUUCUGCUCCACUGAAAAUAGACAUGCUCUGCCUCUGUUCACCUCUCUGCUGAAUGUGGUGUGUGCCUACGAUCCAGUGGGCUACGGCAUCCCUUACAACCACCUGCUCUUCUCUGACUACCGGGAGCAGCUAGUGGAGCAGGCUGUACAGAUCCUUAUUGUGACGCUGGAGCACGACGGAGGGGUUCCCCACCGCCCUGCCUCCCCAUCCAGCAUGGAGGAACAAGAGUCUACAGGCCCCGAAAACCUGUUUGUGAAUUAUUUGUCAAGGAUUCACAGAGAAGAGGACUUUGACUUUGUACUGAAGGGCCUGGCUCGUCUGCUGACCAACCCUUUGACUCAGACUUAUCUGCCUAACUCCACAAAGAAGAUCCAGUUCCACCAAGAGCUGUUGGUUCUCUUCUGGAAGCUGUGCGACUUCAAUAAGAAGUUCCUGUUUUUUGUCCUGAAGAGCAGUGAUGUGUUGGAUAUUCUGGUUCCCAUACUCUACUACCUGAACGAUGCCAGGGCUGACCAGUCCCGUGUAGGACUCAUGCACAUUGGCGUGUUCAUUUUGCUGCUGCUGAGCGGGGAGAGAAACUUUGGCGUGCGCUUGAAUAAGCCCUACUCCAUCCAUGUACCGAUGGACAUCCCGGUGUUCACAGGGACUCAUGCUGACCUGCUUAUAGUGGUGUUUCACAAGAUUAUCACCACAGGCCACCAGCGUCUCCAGCCUCUGUUCGACUGUCUGCUCACCAUUGUUGUAAAUGUGUCUCCCUACUUGAAGAGCCUGUCCAUGGUGGCAGCAAAUAAACUACUCCACCUGCUGGAGGCCUUCUCCACCAGCUGGUUUCUGUUCUCUGCAGCCCAGAACCAUCACCUUGUAUUCUUCCUUCUUGAGGCUUUUAACAAUAUUAUCCAGUACCAGUUUGACGGAAACUGCAACCUGGUGUACGCCAUCAUUCGCAAACGUAACGUGUUCCACCAGCUGGCCAACCUGCCCUCCGAUCCAUCUUCAAUUCAAAAGGCUUUGCAAAGGAAGAGGAAGUCACCAGAUGUCAUUUCCCGCACAAGCUCCCAGGAGACCGUGUCCAUGGAGGGCUCUCACCCUGCUGUGCCAGCGGAGCCUGGUACACUGAAGACCAGUCUGGUCGCUAUACCAGGCAUCGAUAAACUCACCGAGAAGUCACAGGUGUCAGAGGAUGGCACCAUGGUGUCCGUCCCAAAGACAGAUUCCCCACACACCGUCCACCCAGACCAAAGCGCAGUCGCCGGGACCAGUGAUACAGAGUCAAACUCAGGCAGAGAUAAUGAAGAUGUUUUCUACACUGACGCAGAAAUGGAGAGAAGACGUUUGUCAAGUGCGUCCUCGACAUCGUUUUGGGCUCCCACGCCAGAUUGGGUCCUCUCCUGGAAGUGUAAGCUACCCUUGCAGACUAUCAUGCGUCUUCUACAAGUGUUAGUUCCCCAAGUGGAGAAGAUCUGCAUCGACAAGGGUUUGACAGAUGAAUCAGAGAUCCUGAAGUUUCUCCAGCAUGGCACAUUAGUGGGCCUGCUGCCAGUUCCUCACCCCAUCCUCAUCAGAAAGUAUCAGGCCAAUGCAGGCACUGCCAUGUGGUUUCGCACUUACAUGUGGGGUGUCGUCUAUUUGCGCAAUGUGGACCCUCCUAUCUGGUAUGACACUGAUGUCCGCCUUUUUGAGAUUCAGAGGAUGUAGACAGGCAGCUUCUUGACUUAAAAAAAAAA
Messenger RNA from Seriola dumerili (greater amberjack), 2510 nucleotides. RefSeq names its product protein HID1-like (gene hid1a). The transcript has 19 exons. Gene Ontology annotation, cellular component: Golgi trans cisterna; Golgi medial cisterna; membrane. The record is from RefSeq and is a predicted model, not a curated record. Bases 79 to 2481 code for a protein of 800 amino acids. Lineage: Eukaryota; Metazoa; Chordata; Actinopteri; Carangiformes; Carangidae.